Orbicella faveolata is the source of this 1211-nucleotide messenger RNA. RefSeq names its product putative 2'-deoxynucleoside 5'-phosphate N-hydrolase 1. Lineage: Eukaryota; Metazoa; Cnidaria; Anthozoa; Scleractinia; Merulinidae. Gene Ontology annotation, cellular component: nucleus. Gene Ontology annotation, molecular function: 5-hydroxymethyl-dUMP N-hydrolase activity. The record is from RefSeq and is a predicted model, not a curated record. Gene Ontology annotation, biological process: deoxyribonucleoside monophosphate catabolic process.
UAAAGAGUUCUCGUAUAGUAAGAGGCAGCUAUUGCACAGAAAAAUAAUUCAGUAAUUUUUAAAAGGCUAGCAUCAUUUUUUGUUCAUUUAGCAUUUACAAUGUAAAUUUUCCGCAUAAACGUCUCUUUGUCUCUAACUUUCCAGGGAGGGGUAAGGAUUAGCGUUCUGCAUUUCAUAGACGACGGGAGCGCCUGGCACAUUUUGCGGAGUGAAUUGGAAGAUGAGCGGGCAUUCUAAACGAUUUAUUUACUUUUGCGGGAGCAUUCGCGGUGGAAGAGAGGAUGCAGCACUCUACAGGCGUAUUAUAGAUCAACUGAAAGAAUAUGGUGAUGUUUUAACGGAGCACAUUGCAGACGCUGACGUGUUAGACAAAGAUCAAGGUAGUGACAAGUAUAUUCAUGACCGUGACAUGGCAUGGCUGGUAAAAUCUGAUGCUUUGGUGGCUGAGGUUACCCAGCCUUCCUUGGGAGUUGGUUAUGAGAUAGGAAGAGCAAUGGAGAAUAACAAGAAGAUUCUAUGCCUGUUCAGACCAGACAGUGGAAAAUAUCUGUCUGCCAUGAUCCGUGGAGCAAUUGGAGAGAACUUAAAGGUGAAGGACUACAAAGAGGAAGAUGUUCCUAAGAUUCUAAAAGAGUUCUUUGACUCACUUUGACGUUUAUCAUGGAGAUCUCCUGGAGAAGUAAAACGUGUUAGGUGACUAGUUUUCAAAGUUUGGAAACUAACAUCAAACAAAAUUAGCUCUGCACAAGGUCUGUUCCACAAAAGGGGAGAAAAUAACGUCAUCUAAAGGAUUACUAGUGUUUCUUCAGUAGUGUAAUGUUUAGGCACCACAAGCUCUGUUAAAACUGUGUAUGGUCUGUGAAUAUUCCUGUGUACAACUAUAAAUAAUUUUACCAACCCGUGAUCAUAAGAAAUGUAUGUAUAGAAACAACUAUAUUUUGUACACUUUGUUAGUAAGUGUGACCAAAGUAAUGCUGAUAUACAGGCCCGCGUUGUUCGAAAGGUACAUAACACUAUCCAGUGGAUAGCGUGGUUUGCUUGUGAACACCUAUUCCCUGGAUAGUGAUUUAUCUGGUGGAUAGUGUUAUAAAUAGCCUUCGAACAACUGGGGCCAGGAAUCAGUAUCGUUUCCACGUGAAUUAACAUGGGAUGCAUUUUAAUUAUAAUCGUAAAAAAAUGAGGCGACAGAAAUAAAUGUUAUCAAUGUAUAA